Naegleria fowleri is the source of this 627-nucleotide messenger RNA. RefSeq lists its product as uncharacterized. Lineage: Eukaryota; Heterolobosea; Eutetramitea; Acrasida; Naegleriidae. The transcript is spliced from 2 exons. The record is from RefSeq and is a predicted model, not a curated record. Bases 1 to 627 code for a protein of 208 amino acids.
AUGCCCUUUCAGAACACGGAAAAAUUUAGGACUGCGGUCGCAUUGAUGAAUUCAAUUGAUCCACCACAACUCUUCUUUAAACUUCUGAAUCAUAUUUUGUUGAAACACAAAGCAUCGGAAGGAGCCUCUUUCACGGAGCAAGAAAGAGAACGUCUCUUGGAGACAUUUCCAAUGAUCAAGAAUGAUAAACAACUUGUACUACUCAUUGAUGGCUGCAGCUAUGUAUUUGAACAAGCUCUCUAUAAUACUCUCAAUCCCGAGAAACUUUUCCAAGAAUUGAUUGAUUCCCAGAGUGGAAUUUCUGAAACACAUGCUCAAGCAUUCCAAGAAGUGUGGAGAAAACAGGGACGAGAAUACAUGAAUAGCGCCAAAGAACAUACUUUGGGUGGACCUGUGAAAUUGGAUCACUUUGAUUGGCGUUUACAAAUGCAAAUAUCUGAAUCUGAUCUGUCCAAAAUGAAAAUACCAAACGUUCUCUUUGAAUUUACAACAUUGGAUUAUCAAAAGGAUCGCGAAACGAACAAACCAAAAGAAGAAAAUAUUGUGGUGGAAUUUACACGAGAGGAGCUUUAUGGAUUUUUCACCAAAUUAGAGGCUAUCCAAAAUCAAUUGGAUAAACUUUCUUAG